Aspergillus calidoustus is the source of this 5046-nucleotide messenger RNA. NCBI's taxonomy places the organism in Eukaryota, Fungi, Ascomycota, Eurotiomycetes, Eurotiales, Aspergillaceae. The record is from the annotation of a GenBank genome assembly.
AUGGUGGCUCCGGCCGCUGCGGGAGGAAACUCGACAGGCACCCAGCCGUCAGUAAACCGUCAACCCGCUCGCUCCUCGAGCACCCACCCGUCCCAUUCCCACAAUGUACCCUUGAGCGCUCGACGAUCCGCGCCCCUCGAUCUCUCGACAGUCGAACGACGAGGCCAGCCGAACGCACCUCGAGAACCGACGAAACGAGUUCGCCCUCAUAACGUGGAGGAGGCGCCUACAUUUCGUCCAACCGAGGAGGAAUUCAAAGAUCCUGAGGCCUACAUUCGCAAGAUCGCGCCGGAAGGAAGGAAAUAUGGCAUAUGCAGGAUUAUUCCGCCAGAGAACUGGCAACCACCGUUUGCCAUUGAUACAGAGCGAUUCCAUUUCAAAACUCGACGACAGGAACUAAAUUCGGUUGAAGGAGGAACUCGUGCAAACUUGAACUACCUUGACCAGCUAGCCAAGUUUCACAAACAGCAUGGUACCAAUCUAAACCGUUUCCCAAGCGUCGACAAGCGUCCCUUGGACCUGUACAGGCUGAAAAAAGCUGUCGAGGUCCGCGGUGGUUUCGACCAGGUGUGUAAGAUGAAAAAGUGGGCAGAAAUCGGUCGCGAUCUCGGUUACAGCGGCAAGAUCAUGUCCUCGCUGUCAACUUCGCUCAAGAAUUCGUACCAGAGAUGGCUGCAGCCCUAUGAAGAAUACCUACGAUUGGCGAAGCCUGGUGUGCAACAGCAGCUUGAGUUGGAGCAUGGCGGUCCUUACACACCUUCGCCGAACCACUCGCCGAUGCCAAAGAAUCCUACGCCGCUCGAAGCGGACACGCGGUCGGCAACACCCCAGGGCCCAAUGAUACCGCCUCCCGCAACCACACAGAGCGCUCCGAAGGAACUUUCUGCGACGCCUAACAAGAACCCAACUCCACCAGUCGAUCCUACACCGCCCCCUCGACCAAUAACCACUGGAUUUACGCCUGUAAAUACUGGUGGAUUCACAGCCGUUAAUCGAUCGCCUUCAUUCAUCGCAGUAAAUAGCGCGCCUCCGGAUGCGACACCGGUUUCAAAUGGUCACGGGGCACAAACGAUGAAGCGCGCAAUUAGCACCGAAAGUGGGUCUCAGGCGGAGGCGGGAGAGUUGGAUGCGAACGGGAGAAGAAGCAAGAGAUUACGAAAGGAUGCCCCUCUGCCCACAAUUGCCGGCUCACAGAUGACUUCUCUUCGGCCAGCCCCCCCACGAUCGAGGAAGAGUGACGCCCGUAAAUUUGGUGAUAAAUGCGAGACUUGUGGCAAAUCGGAAGACCGAAACGCAAUCCUUGUGUGCGACAGCUGUGACAACGGCUACCAUCGGUAUUGCUUAGAUCCUCCCCUUCAUCACAUCCCGGAAUUUGACUGGCACUGUCCGAAGUGCUUGGUUGGAACCGGAGAGUUUGGGUUCGAGGAGGGCGGUGUUUACUCCUUGAAGCAAUUCCAAGAAAAGGCGAAUAACUUCAAGAAGAACUAUUUCUCAGGGAAACUGCCUUUUGACCCUGUUCUCAAUACCCACCGGCGUGAAUCCGAAGAUGAUGUGGAGAAGGAGUUCUGGAAGCUGGUUGAGAAUCUGACGGAGACGGUCGAAGUUGAAUAUGGUGCCGAUAUUCACUCAACCACCCACGGCAGUGGUUUCCCCACCAUUGAGCGAAACCGCCUUGAUCCAUAUUCACAAGAUCCGUGGAAUCUGAAUAAUCUUCCAUUCCAUGGUGAAUCUCUGUUCCGUCAUAUCAAAUCGGAUAUUUCAGGCAUGACUGUCCCGUGGGUCUAUGUCGGUAUGUGCUUUUCGACAUUUUGCUGGCAUAACGAGGAUCAUUACGCGUAUUCCGCCAACUACCAACACUUCGGAGCCACCAAGACUUGGUACGGAAUCCCAGGAGAGGAUGCCGAGAGGUUUGAGGAAGCAAUGCGAGAGGCCGUUCCAGAGCUCUUUGAGGGCCAGCCUGAUCUGCUUUUCCAACUCGUCACUUUGAUGCCACCCGAUAAGCUAAAGGCCGCCAAUGUCCGCGUCUAUGCUCUUGAUCAAAGGGCCGGACAAUUCGUCAUCACCUUCCCUCAGGCCUACCAUGCUGGCUUCAACCACGGGUUCAAUUUCAACGAAGCAGUGAACUUUGCUCCUGUGGACUGGGAACCGUUUGGUGCCGCGGGUGUUGAUCGCCUGCAGGCUUUCCGGAGACACCCAUGUUUCUCUCACGAUGAACUACUCUUCACGGCAGCCGCCCGAGAUGCUUCGAUUUCCACUGCCAAAUGGCUUGCUCCAGCCCUCCAAAGGACCACCCACCGGGAAAUAGGCCAACGGGAAUCAUUCGCUAACCGCCACCGCGAUGCCGCGCCUCAUAACUGUACUCUGUUUUCUGCAGACCCUGCAGUUAAAGGUGAUUGCCAGCUGAAGUUUGUGGUCGAGAACAAGGAUCUUCCCGAGGAUGAGUACCAAUGCCAUUACUGCAAGUCGUACAUAUUCUUGACACAAUUCCAUUGCAACAAGUCUGGCAAGACGCUCUGCUUGAUACACUUGGAUGCGCAUGAUUGCUGUGGAGAGCCAAUGUCGCAGAAGCUACUUGGACCUGACCACACAUUGCGUUACCGCGUGAGCGACGAUGAAUUGAAAGAUAUAAUUUCAAGGGUCCAAGAGCGGUCCAGGAUUCCGGAAGCAUGGGGCCAGAAACUCGAAAAUACUCUGGAAGAUGAGCCGAAGCCCCAAUUGAAGGUCCUUCAUAACCUACUUAGUGAAGGUGAGAAAAUCCCAUACCAUUUACCUGGUCUUGAAGAUCUUGCGGCCUUCGUUUCACGCUGCGACAAAUGGGUUGAGGAAGCAACCAACUACAUUACGCGAAAGCAGCAGAACCGAAGGAAGAACGAGAAGGCUUGGCGCAAGGCUACUUCCAAGGCCUCGCAGCUGGAAGAACGUGACCGUGAAGUUCGCAGGGUAGAAAACAUCUACGCCCUUCUAGCAGAGGCUGAUAAACUGUCAUUCGACUGUCCACAGAUGGCGGCUCUGGAAGAGAAAACCCGCGAGAUCGAGAAAUUCCGCCAGGACGUUAAAGUUGCGCUCAUGAACCCCGCUCUCCGGUCCGUACAGGAAGUCGAGGAGCUUGUGGAGAACUCCCGGAAUUUUAACGUGGAAAUACCCGAGGUUGAGAGAUUGGAGCACAUAUUACGACAGAUGAAGUGGAAUGAGGAUGCGGCUCGGAGACGUGAUAAUUAUAUGAGCCUUAAGGACUGCCAGGAGCUCAUCCAGGCUGGCGAACAACUGGGACUCUCGGGGACAAACGAACACCUCUUGCAUUUCAAGGAAUUGUUUCGCCAUGGUGAGGCCUGGGAGGCGAAAGCUAAGGAGUUGAUGUCCGUAGAGGCGGUACACUACCAACAGCUGGAGGCUUUAUCUGCGCAGGCGUCUCGCUUUCCCGUCUCCCCAGAGACACUCGCAGCCGUAGAUGCCAUAUUGACCAAACAACGCGAAGCGCAGAAACGAAUACAGAGCCUUUACGAAAGGAGCAAGGACGAGAAUUUCAGGAACCGGCCCAAGUACAAGGAAGUGAAGGAACUGAUGGACUCCCUGGAGGAGCUGAACAGUCGGCCCACGGGCGCUAUCGACCUGGAGCGCGAGCAAAAGCGCCAUGAGGACUGGAUGCGCAAGGGGAAGAAGCUGUUUGGAAAGGCCAAUGCUCCUCUGCAUAUCCUCAAGUCCCACAUGGAGUAUGUCGAGAAGCGAAAUCACUAUUGCUUUGACCUGGAAGAUCGUUUCCGGCCGCCGGUUGAGCCUGCGUCAAGGGACAACAGCCCAGAUGGGCCCAAUUCGACUGCAGUCUUUCAACCAAUCUGGGGCAGCGGGCAAUCGAUGGCCAAGCGGGAUGUUUUCUGUAUCUGCAGACACUCAGAAGCUGGGAUGAUGAUCGAGUGCGAGAUUUGUCGGGAAUGGUAUCAUGGAAAGUGUCUGAAGAUAGCACGAGGCAAGGUCAAGGAAUGCGACAAGUACACUUGCCCAAUCUGCGACUGGCGACAGAAGAUUCCCCGUGACGCUGCUCGUCCGAAGCUGGAGGAUCUCCAAGACUGGCAAGCCGAGAUGGCUGGUCUUCCCUUCCAGCCCGAUGAAGAGCAGCUCCUCGAUAGCAUCAUCAACCAAGCGACUUCAUUCCGAGAAUUCCUGCAAAACUUCACCAACGCUGCAUGCACAACUACUGAAGAGGUCCCCACUUUGAUUUUCUAUCUCCGCAAGAUUGAGGGAGCCGAGGUCCUUCUUGCAUAUGAGACGAAUCUGUUCCGACAGGAGAUCCACAAGUGGCAGCCUGUCGCUCCAGACCCGCCACCAAUCCUCGAACAAUCGCUCUCAACCAGGAAGCCGCGGCCAACCAAGCAGCAGAAGAUCAUGGCCCAGCUUGGUGUGGAACGACCGGAAGAUCUCCCUGCUCAUCUCCGCCCGAAGCAGCAGAACUUAGCGAAGCGCAAGUCUAUUGACAAUACUCAGCCUGGUCGCCCGCCAAUUCUUCAGCCUGCACCUCAAACUCCUGGCGCUGGCUCUAAUGCAGGGCCAACGUUGACGCCGAGCGAUGCGCAAAAUGCUCCAUACCCGUUCUCCGCAAAUUACUCACUCCCCGCGAGCGACUCCACCCCCGCGUUUCCGCACGAGUCCUCGGCCUUCCUACCACAUGUUGGUGCUGAUUCACCGCCGUUCCCUACACGCUCUCCGACCCCUCCCGCUCACCAUGCUCUCAAUUCGGCACUGUUCAGUCCUCCCCGCUUUCCGCGAAAUACUGCAGGCGGACCGCCGGGUGUCGAUGUCGAUCAUUCAAAUCCAUUCGGCAGCAGCCCUCGGGCGAACCUCGAUGAUGUCUUUGCCGAUCUGACGAACCAAGAUGAUGGGGAGCCAGAGCAAGACCCAGAACCAAUGGAGAACACGCAUGCCAAUGAGGCCUUGGAGGCGCUCGUCGUCGGUCAUGACAGGGAAAGCUCUGCGACAGUGGCUGAAGGCGACGGUGAGAAAUCGCACGAGAUCAAUGGCCAUCCCGAGCCCGAAGCUGGCCUCAAUAAUUGA